Messenger RNA from Oncorhynchus keta (chum salmon), 5712 nucleotides. RefSeq names its product cytochrome P450 26B1-like. Gene Ontology annotation, biological process: sterol metabolic process. The coding region runs from base 1007 to 2560 and encodes 517 amino acids. Lineage: Eukaryota; Metazoa; Chordata; Actinopteri; Salmoniformes; Salmonidae. The record is from RefSeq and is a predicted model, not a curated record. The transcript is spliced from 7 exons. Gene Ontology annotation, molecular function: monooxygenase activity; iron ion binding; oxidoreductase activity, acting on paired donors, with incorporation or reduction of molecular oxygen.
GGCUGUAUGCGCUACUCACACACCGAGAAAAGUGUAUGUGAAAGAGAGAGAGAGAGAGACGACAGAUAAUGUGUGUGUAAGUGAGUGAGAGAAUGAACGCUACCAGUGGAAUAGAGAGCAAGAGAGAGACGACUCACGGUAGCACCAAGUAGCAUCAGAAGACUCCUUGAGCUCACUAUCCAUCGGGCUCUGCUUCAAGAACUAACGACAAUAAGAGGAUUAUUCUUGUUUUUUAAUUUCCUUUUUUUUUAAACAUUUUUCUCUUCAUCUGCCUCGUGAGCAACACUUUACUUUUGAGAGAUUUAAAGAGGUAUAAUACGUUUUUUUUCUGGAAUAGAGAGUUUAAAAAAAAAACUUUCCAUUUCUUGAAAAGAAAAGCCCCAGUUUAUUUUCAGAAUACUUUCCGAGACUCACUGUUUCCACGCGAUCUGGGAGCGGGACAAAUACUUGUCAAACUGACUUUUUUAAAAAAAAAAUCCAUUAUAUUUUUUUUAUUUGACUUAUUUAGGGCAAUUUCAAAUCAAACCAACAUGAGAUUUCAAAACGUUAAUUCAUCCGUUUCCACUUUCGUUGAAUUAUCUCCUUCAUUCAAGUCAUUGAAGGUGACGUUUUGAGGAGUUAUAUAGGACGUUUUAAAUGCCUUUUAUUUCACCCUACUGAUUGAUAGCCACACUUUGAAACAGUGGGAGAGGGGAAGUAGUUUAGCGCAUCACCUGUUGAGCUGCCCACAGGCCUACAACUCACUCAACUCAAAUUCAAGUCGAUCUAUUUCAACAACAUUUGCUCUAUCGCAACAUUUUUUUUUUUUCAUAGUUAUAUUUCAUAAUCAAUCGAUUAUAAUCAAUCAAGUCCCUUUAUCGAUAACCAUCAAUAUAUUGAAUUGAUCAUCUUCAGAGCAUUUCCAAUUCCUGUAACCCAACUUCUCCCAACGACAUCGUGGUGAGAUCAGGGGAUUUUUCUCCCACCACCCCAAUCACCAUCACUCAGACACCGACCCUUCCUCGCCAUGCUAUUCGACAGCUUUGACCUGGUCUCAGCCUUGGCCACCCUAGCGGCCUGCGCGGUGUCCAUGGCCCUCCUCCUAGUUGUGUCCCAGCAACUCUGGCAGCUCCGAUGGACAUCAACACGAGACAAAAACUGCAAGCUGCCGAUGCCUAAAGGUUCCAUGGGGUUCCCCAUCAUAGGAGAAACCUGCCACUGGCUCGUCCAGGGGUCGGCGUUCCACGCAUCACGGAGGCAGAAGUACGGCAACGUCUUCAAGACCCACCUGCUGGGACGCCCCCUGAUCCGGGUCACCGGUGCAGAGAACGUCCGCAAGGUUCUAAUGGGAGAGCAUACGUUGGUCAGCGUGGACUGGCCUCAGAGCACCUCGACCCUACUGGGACCCAACUCACUAGCUAACUCUAUAGGAGAUAUACACCGAAAGAGAAGAAAGGUCUUCUCCAAGGUGUUCAGUCAUGAGGCUCUGCAGUCCUACCUCCCUAAGAUUCAGCAGGUGAUCCAGGAGUCACUAAGGCUGUGGAGCUCCAACCCAGAACCCAUCAAUGUCUACAGGGAAUCCCAGAGGCUGUCGUUCCACAUGGCAGUGAGGGUGUUGCUGGGGUUCAGAGUAGCAGACGAGGAGAUGAGACACCUGUUCACCACCUUCCAGGAGUUUAUAGACAACAUCUUCACUCUUCCGUUAGACCUGCCAUUCAGUGGAUACAGGAAGGGCAUCUGUGCCAGGGACACACUCCAGAAGGGAAUAGAAAAGGCCAUCAGGGAGAAACCCCUCUGUUCCCAGGGGAAGGAUUACAGCGACGCACUAGAUAUCCUACUGGAGAGCGCAAAAGAGAACGGCACCGAACUCACCAUGCAGGAACUCAAGGAGGCGACCAUUGAGCUGAUCUUCGCAGCGUUUGCCACCACGGCCAGUGCCUCCACCUCUCUCAUCAUGCAGCUCCUACGCCACCCAGCCGUGCUGGAGAAGUUACGAGAGGAGCUCCGGACCAGGGGGAUCCUCCACAAUGGCUGUUUGUGCGAGGGGGAACUGGGUCUGGAUACCAUCGUUAGUCUGAAGUAUCUGGACUGUGUGAUUAAGGAGGUGCUGAGGCUCUUCACGCCCGUGUCUGGGGGUUAUAGGACGGCCCUGCAGACCUUUGAACUAGAAGGGGUACAGAUCCCGAAGGGUUGGAGUGUGAUGUACAGCAUCAGAGACACACACGAUACCUCCUCUGUCUUCAAGGACGUGGACGCCUUCGACCCCGACCGCUUCUCCCAGGAACGCAGCGAAGACAAGGAGGGACGCUUCCACUACCUCCCGUUCGGCGGCGGCAUCCGCUCCUGUCUCGGGAAACAGCUCGCCACUCUCUUCCUCCGUAUACUGGCCAUCGAGCUGGCCAGCACCAGCCGGUUUGAGUUGGCGACCCGGAAUUUUCCUAGAGUGGUGACGGUGCCGGUGGUUCAUCCGGUGGACGGGUUGAAGGUGAAGUUCUACGGUCUGGAUUCUAACCAGAAUGAGAUUUCAUCCAAUCUCCUAGCCGACAUCAAGACGGAAGAGCUACCGGGAGCCGCGGUGUAGAUCGUUGAUCUGGAUUGGACGAAGCAAGGAGGAAGGAGAAAGGAGGAAGGGAGGUAUGGAGGAGAAAGGAGAGUGAAGAGAAGGAUGGAUGGAGGAUAUGACAGAAAUAACAAAUGAGGAUGGGAGACUGGGAGGGGUUUAGUUUCCUUUUUUUUUUCAUUCUACUGAUGUCUUGGAAUGUCGGAGGUCUCCUUUGAACUCUAAAAAGGAACAUUAAGAAUUCCGAUUCCUUCUCUUUGUCGUUUUGUUGUCAGUUGUCAGAACUUUCUGGGAGAGAAAGAAGUACAGAAGCUGCCAAAAAAAGUUUAUAAUCUCUAUUCCUUUUGUUUUCCAAUAAAUAUACAAAACUAUGUAUGACUAAAUUGAAAAGUUAUGUAAUAUAAUGAAUGAUUUAAAAAAAUAUAGAAAGUAACAUUAGGUUGCGCAAUUAGGAAACAGAUUUGUAGAGAAGUGUAUUUGGAUGGAGGGAUGAAAUAAAGAAAGAAAGAAAGGAGGGAUGGAGGGAGAGAGAGAGAGAGAUGAGAGAGAGAAGAGAGAGAGAGAGAGAGACAGACAGAGAGAGAGAGAGAGAGAGAUGAGAGAGAAGAGAGAGAGAGACAGACAGAGAGAGAGAGAGAGAGAGAGAGAAGAGACAGAGGGACAGAGAGAGAGAGAGAGAGAGCGACAGAGAGAGACAGAGACAGAGACAGAGAGAGACAGAGAGAGAGAGAGAGAGAGAGAGAGAGAGAGAGAGAGAGAGAGAGAGAGAGAGAGAGAGAGAGAGAGAGAGAGAGAGAGAGAGAGAGAGAGAGAGAGAGAGAGAGAGAGAGAGAGAGAGAGAGAGAGAAGAGAGAGAGAGACAGAGAGACAGAGAGAGAGAGAGAGAGAGAGAUGGGUGUAAUUUGUUUUAAGGCCUGGGGGUGAUAUAUGUAUUGCAUGGUGCUUUACAUGGUGCUUUCAGCCCUGCACUAACCUACCUGUCUUAAACAAUCAACCUAUCACCUAUCACAAUUCGGUCAAUUAGCCUGGGCUGGGUCUUAGCGCUAGGAUGGGUACAAAACCCAGGAACUGGACUUUGACUAUCUAGAAGUGGAGUUGAAACAGUGACCCUAGAGGACUUCAGGGAUGAUGCGAAGGAGAUACUGAAACGCUGGAACGGCAUUUCAGUGUGUUUGAUAACUCAGGUGGGGAAGCGGAUCUUUCCUUGGAUGGAUUUUAAGGACUUGAUUUCUUUGUUUUUUUACUGCACAUGAGAAAGUGACUAUAAGUUGUUAUUAACCAGGUUCCUUCCUCUUCCUCCUUCCAACCCUCAAACCUGUGAUGUUAUAUGCAGACGUGUGUCUGUCAGUCGGGCCAGAGGACUGGACUUCUUAUGGACACAAGAAAGCUAAGUCGGAGAGAGAGGGAGAGUGUCAUUGACCUCUGUGGAACGCCAUGGUGACAUUUUGACAUUGCUGCUCCUCUUUAUCAACACUAAAAUGCAAAAAAAAUAAAAAAUAAAUUACAAACUUUAUUAGCUAACUAGAUUAAACAAAGUGCGCCGAUAUCAAAAUCAGUCUCAGAACUUAUUGCUAACUCCAACGUCAAGAAAUGUCCAUCAUGGAGAGGGAGGGAUAACACUACCAAAACAGAACUCCUUCCUUUAUGACUCAUCAAAAGAACACUUCUGGAUGUCACAAACAUUCCGGAACAUUCCCGUAAAAACAACUUUCCCGGAAUCGUUGGACAGUUGUGGACACACCUACUCAAUUCCAUGUUUCUUCUUUAUUUUUUUUGUACUAUGUUCUACAUUGUAGAUAGUGAAGACAUCAGAAACUAUGAAAUAACACGGAAUGGAAUCAUGUAGAAACGGAAAAAAAAAAAAAAAAAAAAAAAUAUAUUAAAACAAAUGAAAAUAUAUUUUAUAUUUGAGAUUCUUUAAAGUAGCCACCCUUUGCCUUGACAGCUUUGAACACUUUUGGCAUGCCUGUCUAUAACAAUAAUAAUAAUGUAAUAUAAUAAUGUCUAUAAUGUUAUAUAGACUUAAAUAUCCUGUGACCAACCACCCCACUGAUUGUCUAUACUUACCAUAAGUACAGUGAGCUGCUUCUGUGUUUCAAGCUGAGAGUUCUAGAACUGCUAAGAUAUAUAGAUUGCAAGUGAGAUUCUUCCCCAAUUUUUAUUUUAUUUUUUAAUUAUAAUUGUAUUUUAUUUUUUAAUUAUUAUUUUAUUUUAUUUUUUAAUUAUUAUAUAAUUUUUUUUUUAUUAUAUUUUUUUUAAUUUUUUUUAUUUUAUUUUUAAAGCAAGACAGUGACGGGCUGUUUAUGUUAAAUCCGAUUCUUCUGUUUAACAAGCCAUGAGGUUACAUCUGUUUAAUAUUAUUAUGAUUGGUAAUAUUCACUAUUAAUAUUUGUCAUUGAAGUAAAAUAUUAUAAUAAGUUUUAUUAUAUUUUUACAAUAGAGUUCAAGUAUAAAUUACAAAAGUAUUUUUGUCCGUAAAUAUUGUUAUAUUUAGUAUGAUAUGAAUUAUUUCCGUUAUAUAUUGUAAAACAUUGUUGAAUGUGUUAAUAUUGCUUAUUGUAUUAGAUAUUCUUAUUUUGGGUUAUUAUUAUUAUUACAAUUAUUAUUAUCAUUACAUUAAUUAAUUAUUACAAUUAAGAAGUUAAGCACUUGCGAGGUAUGUUAUUAUGGAAGUGUCACAUGACUGUCACAUGACUGUCACAUGACUGUCACAUGACUACAUUGGUUCUUUCAUCUGAAUGCAUCCCAAAUGGCUCUGGUCUAAAGUAGUGCACUAUAUAGGGAAUAGGGCUCUGGUCUAAUGUAGUUCACUAUAUAGGGAAUAGGGCUCUGGCCUAAAGUAGUUCACUAUGUAGGGAAUAGGGCUCUGGUCUAAAGUAGUGCUCUAUAUAGGGCAUAAGGCUCUGGUCUAAAGUAGUGCACUAUAUAGGGAAUAGGGGUUCUGGUCUAAAGUAGUGCACUAUAUAGGGAAUAGGGUGCCACUCGAUCUCUGUCUGUCUGUCUGUCUGUCUGUCUGUCUGUCUGUCUGUCUGUCUGUCUGUCUGUCUGUCUGUUCCUAAUAUGUUUAUUUUAUUUUCCAGAUCGCAACAAUUUUAAUUAGUUUAAAUAUGAAUGUUUUUUCAUCUUUUUGUCAACGUUAUUCUUAAAUGUAAUAAAAUAUAAUGUGAAAUUAA